AUGAGACCUACAUUCUUUCUCCGACGGACGACUUCUACCCCCUCCAGAUCUUCACUCUCCCCGCGUCUACGAACACAACGAUACAAAUCCACAAAAUCGGAGUCAGAACCCGUACCUAAGGAUAAAGCAUCAUCGCCGUCUCACGCUGAGUCACACAAUACACCGUCUUCUCCCCUGCCGCCGUCAGAAACAUCCCCCUCAGUCCCCGCCCCGUCGGGGCUCAGAUCGUUGCGCCAGAUAAUUCAGGCGGGUCCUGUAGGAAGGCUGGGACGGUCAUACUCUCGGUUUCAGGAGCGACGGCCAUACACGACGCAAGUAUGCAGUUCCAUUGUGAUAUACCUCUGCGGCGACUUGAGCGCACAGUUUUUGUUUCCGGAGAAGCCCUCUAGCGCGCAACAGAAGAGUUUAGCCUCCGGCGAGAAGGGUCAAGAACAUGCUGUUGUCGAGGAAGGGGGAGAGUAUGACCCGUGGCGGACAAUGCGCCAUUUGACGGUUGGGAUUGGGUCAAGCAUCCCAUCGUACAACUGGUUCAUGUUUCUCCACAAUAACUUCAACUUCACCUCCAAGUUCCUCUCCAUUCUCACCAAAGUAGUCGUACAGCAGGCUGUCUUCACACCCGUCUUCAACACCUACUUCUUCAGCGUCCACUCCCUGCUUUCCGGGGCGUCACUGGAAGAAACGUUCGAGCGGCUCAAGGUCGCUCUACCGCGGAGCAUCGUUAACAGCGCCAAGUUCUGGCCGAUGGUUACGGCGUUCAGCUUCAUGUAUGUGCCGCCGCAGUUCCGGAAUGUAUUUUCCGGCUGUAUCGCCGUGGGCUGGCAGACGUAUCUGAGCUGGUUGAACCAGAAGGCUGCGCAUGAGGUUGAGAACGCGUUGGCGGAGUCGGCUUCGUCGCAGAUCGCUGACGGGGCGUCUACCGUGACUUUGAAGGCAUAG
Molecule: messenger RNA, 936 nt
Organism: Aspergillus calidoustus
Lineage: Eukaryota; Fungi; Ascomycota; Eurotiomycetes; Eurotiales; Aspergillaceae
Source: the annotation of a GenBank genome assembly